This is a messenger RNA of Perca fluviatilis (European perch), 4560 nucleotides long. RefSeq names its product flocculation protein FLO11-like. Gene Ontology annotation, molecular function: oxidoreductase activity, acting on metal ions. Lineage: Eukaryota; Metazoa; Chordata; Actinopteri; Perciformes; Percidae. Bases 21 to 3386 code for a protein of 1121 amino acids. The transcript has 4 exons. The record is from RefSeq and is a predicted model, not a curated record.
UCCAGUGUUUCAGCGUGGCUAUGGUCUUGUUAUCCCUCGCCAAGUCCACCCUGACGUUCUCCCGCGGCGCCAAUCACGCCUCUUGUCGGGACAUGAUCCCCGGCCACAUCCGAGCUCAACCCCAGGACCCUCAGCGCAGCCACGUCACCCUGCGCACAUCCGCCUCCUCUUACCUGCCUGGACAGUUAAUAACCGUUACUGUCCGAAGCUCUCGGGACUUCAUGGGUUUCCUGCUCCAGGCUCGCAGGGUGGAGGGUGCCGGAGGCAGGGCUGGAGUAGGAGCUGGGGUCCGGUCUACGAGAGUGGGCCCGGUGCUGGUGGGUGGCUCCUGGACCCCCGUUCCCCCCGGCACUCACACCCUGCGCUGCCUCCUGGAGGGCGACACCCUUACACACUCUGACAAACAGCUAAAGAGAAACCUGUCGUUUGUGUGGAGGGCUCCUGAUGCACCCAUGGGAGACAUCCGGUUCUACAUCACGGUGGUGCGGUCCUACUUUGUGUACUGGGCAGGUAUAGAGUCUGCAGUGGUGCGUGAUGGGAGUCGCAGACCUUGGAGUGGGAAUAACAUCACAGGGGUGGAUGGCGCAAAUUCAAUUUUUGCACUACAUGAAGAUGAAGUUACUACUCUGCCAGGUCACACAUCAAAUAAAAAAAAGAACAAGACAGACCGCCUUGCUACUAGCCUAGGGCCCCCUACACCCACAAGCAGUGGAACCGAAAGCUACAAAUCUCAGGAAACACUAACAGAAGUCACUGGUCCAGUCUUGGAGAUGAACAGCUCUGCGACUUUGGCAUCCCUUGUAGUUGACCACCUGACAAAUCAGGCAGACAAUAAGAGGAACAGCCCUACGACUUUAGGAUCUCUUCAAAAUGCUACCAAAGGCAGUGAGACUGAAUAUAUUGAAACUUCAGGAUCCCUUUCAGGUGCGACUGAAGAGGCAGGCACUGACAUAGUAAGCUCCGUUACUCAUACCAAGGACCUUAAGAGCUCUCUUUUGUCGUUCAACCACCUUCUACUCAUGGCCUCUUCCUCCUCAGCUAAUGUUAGACAAGUGGAAUCUACUACCACUCUUUUGCCAAACAUCACAGUGCAAAACUCAACCAGUCCUCUUUCUCAAUCCUUCCUGCUGCACUCCCUUGCUUCCCUUCCCCCUUUGAAGGAUAGUGAGAUUGAAAGAAACUUCCAGGAUCCAAAACUGCCAACCGUUCUUGAAACAAAUAACACAUUAAAAUCUGAAACAACCACCACAGCUCUACCGUCAACCAAUCACAGCUUCCACAAUACAAAUCCCCCAAGACCCACAUCUCAGAAUCCAAAAGGAUUGAUGCAGGCCCAAACUAGUUCAGUCAAGGUUUUAACCCAGAGUAGCUCAUCACAGCCCUGGAGGAGUAGCCCAACCAAGUCCCAAAUUAGUCUAAUCAAGGAUGAAAUGGGUAGCCAGCAUGUGCCCCAGCCCCAGAAACAUCACCUAAAGCCUUUCCUCCGAUCCCAAACGUCUUCACCCAAGCCUUUUCUUCAGGUUCAGACUUCUCCAUCCAAACCUCUCCUCCAGUUCCACACUGGUACAAGUCAGACCUUUCCUUUCUCUCAGGCAUCUUCAUCUAAGCCCUUUUCAAAGACCCAAACCUCUUCACCAAACCUCUUUCUCCCAUCCAAGAUUCCUACCCUUCAGUCCCACACAACUUCAUCCCUCCGACCCAUUCCCGACAAACUCAUGAGCAGUUUACCCAAAACUCAGCUUGAAAAUAGUCUAUCUGGACCCAAAACCGGACCAAGGCAAACAAGUUCACCUCACCCUCAGCUUCAAACAACUGCAUCUCUGAGCAGCCUUUCUCAACAUCAACCUCUGAGCAGUUUUCCUCAAACUAUCCCAACUCAAACUCAGGGUCAAGCUACCUUCUUUGCUCAGACAGAGAAGUCCAGUUCUUACACACCACCUGAGGCUUUGAGCAUCUCCCCACAACCAUUGUCCCAGCCCCUUUCCCAAACUGGUGCUCCACAGGCACAUACCUUUGGGUGGAAACAAACUCAAUCAUCAGUAACUCCUCGAUCGGUCAACCCUCUGGCCUACACAACAAGGUUUUACCCAACCUUUACAAUGGAGGAGGGUAAAGAGGCCAAAGAUCUCCAGUCUCCAGUCAAAACCAUGAGCCCAAUCUUUGCAUCCAGUCCCUCAACCACCACUUCUCCUUCUCUUUCAGUGUCUACACUUCAUUCUUCAUCCAAUUCUUCCAGCCACACUUUGCCUGCCUCUUCCCUUGGUCACUCUACCACUCCUCCUUAUUCCUCCGGAGGUUCAACCCUGGUAUUCGUACAAACUUCUUUCACCCAUGGCUCUUUGUCAUCUUCUCUCUCUUCCUCCUCCAUGAAGAACCAACCCAAAACAGCCCCAGCCCUUUCUGCUCUACCCUCUCCUUCCCCGAUCUCCAUUCCCAUUAAUUUUCCCUCUGUCCAACCUUCCUCUAUGCCAUCCUCCUUAACCUCUUCUACCACACCCUCCUCAAACUAUCCAUCACCAGCUCCUGUGUUUUUCUCAGUCCCUUUAUCUACUUCUUCCUCAUCUCCUUUUACCUCCUCCCAAUCCAUCACAGGUUCAACCGUUUCCUUGCGCUCUUUUUCCACCAUCUCCCCAACCCUCUCCUCCUCUUCCUCAAUUGCCACGUCAACCUCUUCCCCUUUACCUCCCCCUUCCUCAUCCAUCUCUACAUCUUCAUCCUCCUCAAACUCGUCUUUCACCUCUUCUUCUUCUUCUUCGGUAUCCUCCCAGACUACCUCCCCUCACCCAGGACCCUCCCCAGCUCCCUUUCGCUCUCUCUACAACCCUCUCACAUCCACCCCCUCCCUUGUGCCUUCUCAACAACUCACCCAAGGUCAAAGGCUGCCAAUCCAGAACCACACUGCAUCAUCUAAUCCUGAGCCCAGCCUUGAUUUACCAACGCCAAGAACAGUGGUUCACCCAAACCCCGAACCCCAUCCAAGUCUUGACCCAACUUUCAAACAAAAUCUCGACAACAAGUUGAAACCAAACCUUCCCAACACCGAUACUAAACCCAGACCAGCCUCCAAUCCCUCUGCGCCACCAGACAAGGAAGGGAAGUAUCCAGACAUUAUCCCCAGACUCAGUGCCUGGGAGCGGGGCAUGCUGCUGGGCUGCUCAGCUGGCUUGGGCAUGAUUCUGGCGGUUGGAAUAAGGUACAUGUACCGUCAGGCCUGUGGCAAACAGACAGAGGUGACACUGAGCGACAGGGAGAGCGAGUACGGGAGAAGAGAGAGAGGGCUACUCCAUGUCCAGGAGUGUGGAGAUUUGGUCAGAGUUCGGAGAAUCAGAGAGAACAGUUUCGUACUUCUGGCAGAGUACGAUAUACUGGCCUCACCUGGAGACUAAAGGCUGCCUACAUAAAUAGCUUUAGAUACUAUAUAAUUGACUUUAAAUCAGAGAUAUUGUCAGGGCAGAAAUAGUCAUGCUGAGAACGGUGCCCUUAGUAACAUUAGAUUCUACUGAAAUAGUGUAUCAUUGUGUUACUAACUGAAAAGUACAAAUAUACAAAGUUACCUUGAUUAUUGGCAGCUAGUUAGCCUAGCGUGCCUUUCCAAUUAGCUUCUAAACCAAGCUAGCUAACAGCAUUAUAAAAUCAAGAACAUAAUGGUAUUACAUGAGUGAAACACGGUUGUUUCUACGUACUUUUGCCCCAGUAGCAUUGCUGCUUAAUGAUGUUGGUCUGUCCGUCAGUCGUUGUGGUCCAGAGCAAGAUUUCUUGACAGCUUCAGGCCAACUUCAGGCUUUUUUGUAGCUGGAUAUAUCAUUUGUGUCUUAAACGUGCCCUGUCAUACGUAUUUAAUUACUUAAAUUGCCAGAUUGCACAGAGGAAACUUUUGUUUAGCGCAACAAUCAGGUUAAAAUGUCUCCAACAAAUUUUUGGUGCCUAAACUUAUGUCUUAAAAAGUACUUUUUUAAGAUUUUCAUGAAAUUAUUUCUCAGUUACAACUGAGAGUGGGUCUGGUGUCAGCCAGGCUAACGCACAGACAGAGUUUGGUGAAAUCUACUGAGCACAUUCAUGCGGUCUGGGAGAUAAACCCUUUCUAUUUUGGACUGAAUGAGUUUUCGACCAGAGGCUACCUUAGGCCAAAAUAUAAAUUUUACACAUUUAGCUACACCCUCAAUGCUCUACAUCAAAAUUAUUAGCAUGUAGGUUGUUUCACCCACUUCCACACUGCAGAGUGUAGUCACUGCAGCCUCUAGGGGCCAUUUGCAGGUUAGGAGGAGUAUUAAUCUUCUUGUCCAAAAAGCUAUCUUGUGCUCAAGAAAAUGUUCUUGGCUAAAUAUUUCUCCCUCCAGAGAUUUCUGUCUCCCAACAUGUUUAAAGAAUAAAAACUGCUUCCUGAUAGAAAGGAUAUUUACAGACAAGGCUAGGCCGACAUACACCAUUUGGUGGACACGUUUUUGUUUUAGCGUGCAGCAGAAAGAUGAACAGAAACGCUUAGUGACACAAGGGCAGUAAAAUCCAGCUUUAUAUUUGUAUGAUUAGACGUUGUAUUUGUAUGAAUGCAGGAUUUGCAUG